AUGCUAAUACUGUGGCUGUUAUGGCUAUCUUUCCCACUGCCUUCAAUGGGUCAGUGGGACGCGUUGGACUGGAUGUACAAGCCUUUCAUUACUCGACCUGAUCGAGUAUUUUCCAUCACCAUGGGAGCUUUACGUGCCGGUCAGCCUGCUGUCAUCUACACCUUUGGCACACAACCAAUGAACAUCACCUACACGUUGUUUGAGAAGGGCCAAUACUCUGUGGAGCAAGAGGAUGGGAGGGAACAUCAGUUCGCUGUGUCCGAACCGGUCGGAGAAAAUUUGCAUCUUGUUCGGCACCUAUACAACUACUCAAAGCAAUCGAAGAUGUGGUCGGAUAUGUUUAUCCGGUUAAACAUUCAGAUAGAGAACAGAACUGAACCGGUGCGUUACUAUCACCAAGUGACGGUGGAUGACAAUCAGGAUUUGUUUCUUAUCGAAACAAGCAAACCAACUUAUCGACCUGAUGAGAUUGUCUGGUUCAGUGUUGUCUGUCUGCAGCCCAGACAUUGGAGCCUAAUCGGUGGUGAGGAUUUUGGAAAUGUAUCUGAACCCCGAUUCUCCAUCACGGUAAACAGCAGCGAAACCAAUACGGUCGUCUAUCGUUGGGAUAACCUUACAGCCUCUCAAUCAAAGAAAUUAUCCUUUCGUGUGCCCGGCAACUCCAGCCAAGGAAUGUGGACGAUCAGUGUGAAUGCGACUGGCAGGCUGGAGUCCACAUCCUUUUUAGUGCUAGACCGGAAAGAUCUCAUGCCUACGAUUCGAUUCCAGCCAAUACUUUGGACAAAACCUCCGUUAUAUGGCUCUAUUCAAGUCGGCUUUUGUGCUAACCAGACUGAUGGAAGACCCGUCGAAGGCCCAGUUAAACUUAUGCUCUGUCAUUGCACUGUCCCCACGGUCCAACGGAACGAAAAAGAUCUUUCUUCACCUUUGACAGCAAACUUCACAGAAGCUCUGAUUUCACGUGAGUCCUGUCCGACCAAAGAUGAGUCAUUGAAACACCGACCCUGUGCAGUUCGUGAUGAAGUUAUACGGGAAACUAAUGGUUGCCUCAAGCAUUCAUUUGAAUGGAAUCCCACUGUAUUUGAUCGAAUUUCCUCCACCGAUGACUCAAACUUUAUCCUCUGUGCUCGUGUAUUUGAUGCACCAACAAAUCAAUUUUACUCGCUCUGCGAAGAUCUAGCUUCCACUAUAGCCGAUCGUGCUACUAUCAUCGUUAACCCAUUCUAUAAAUACGGACUACCCAUGGUCGGAUUUGCUAAAAUACCGCCUCCUUUGGUUUCGACGGACAUGAAAUAUGUUUUUAAAAUGUCCUACUCUAAGGAUUCAUGCAAAUUGGGAAACAAAUUAUCGGAUUUGUGGUUACCAAGGGACAUUUCAGCAAAUACCGUGCUUGGCGAAGAGUUUUCCAGGGCAGAACACAGUCAGAUUCAGCUCGAUGCACAUGAAGAUUUAGUGGCCAGAUUUACUGUACCACCAAUCUUUUCCGAUUCGCCAAUGCUGGUGGAUGUCCGUCAGCUAGCUCCAGGGUUGUUCUUUGAAACCAUCGAUGAUGCAGUCAAACUGUUUCCCGCUCAUGAGACUACUUAUGAAGCAAUACAACUAUGGCCCUCGCCUCUAGAACCAAUCAGUGCUGAGUGCGAGCCAGUCGUGAACUUAUCGAUCAUUGGAAACACGAAACUGACUGACAAGCAAUGGUUCGUAUUUGCCAUUUCUAGAGGAACGAUUAUAGAACUCGACCUUGUAGACACUGAAGAACAACUGCAGGCUGACUUCAUGUGUCAGGAGCAAAAUGGUCCACUCGGACACUAUGUGUGUCUGAACGAAAGUGAUGUUCAGAAUGAUACCGUCGAAUGCCUGCUUGGAUGGCAGGGGAUUGGCUGUUUGGAACCGGUCUGCUCGCCCCAUUGUAAUCCACAAUCUGGGUAUUGUACAUUACCUUACGAAUGUCGGUGCCGUUCCGGCUGGAGAGGUGACGGGUGUAACCAAUGUGAGAAUUGCUGGGAUCAAGUGUGUCACACACCACAUGGCCUAGUCCAGUGGGACUGUGGGUUGAUGAGUAAUCAAACGCUUGGAACAAAAGCCCAGGUGGAGUCACAAAGAUCCUCAGUCUACUCUACCAGGUUUAUUUUUCAACGAAAUUUGACUGUAAAAUUACCACCGAAUGUGUUUGGUGAAUUGAAAUUUGUUGUCUUCUAUUUUCAUCAUUCAGAGAAUGGCGUAAUUGAACCUAUUUCUACGCGUGGUGUGAUCCGUCGCCCGGAAUACUGUCCCAGGCCUCACGAAGACGCUUCCGUCAAGUUUAACCGCACACAUGCUUUACCUGGUUCGCCAGUUCAGGUCGUUGUGCUGCCUGACAAGUCCGUACUGGAUGAGUACGCAGUGUGCCAUGUGAGGGUCUGGGAUGAGCGCUUGUUAGCACAAAAUGAAGACCGUCAGAAUCUCCUGUAUGUCGACGCCUAUGAGAAACGGUUUAAACAGAACUCAGAUGGCGUAACAUCUCAGCAAGUCCUAUCCGGCCAGUUCUACGAUUUCCACACCUUUGGUUUCAGCCUAGGAGCCAUGCCGACGGAUUCAUAUGGCGGAUGUGAUGUACAACGGAAUAGGAAGGAGUUGCCAGAGCAAGUUGUCCGCGCGAGAACGGACAAUUGGCACACUGACCAUGUGUUGUACGAGGUUGGAACACCUGAAGUUUUACAAAACUUAACAGCUGAUGAAGAGACACUCAACUGGGGGCUACGGUAUUCAUUCACCGUUCCUCAAACAGGUUACCACUUACGAGCAAGUGCAUUCUGCUAUGGCAAAGAAAAAGGAGUCUGGAGCUCCAUGUCUAUGCCGCUGUUGAUUGACGAUGCUAUCGGUUUUCAACUCACAUCUGUUGCUAGUAUGGAUCUCUUGGAAACCACCAACCUUCAGAUUUCCCUAUUCAUUCACGGACCAUUCCAGAAAAACAACUGUAUCAUAUUUUCUAUAUGGAUUAAAUUUGAUGAACGAAUCCUUUCGUUCAGUGGACCAACAGCGUUUUCUUCCCCCUGCAUUUGUAACCGCACAGUGGAAAGAAAGUUUGCCACACAGUUUACUGCCAAAAUCCCUGAAGAGACGCUGAUCAAGGCCGAACUGUUUUUGCUUCCUCAAAACUCCGGUUGUGAUACCAAGCCAAACACAGCUGAUUAUAAUCAGUCGAGGAGUAUGAAGCCGAUACGAACCAUAGUCAGACGGAUAAGAGUCCGUCCAAGCGAGAAUCCCCAACGUACCGCAACUGUUCUGAAGUGCUUCACUGCACCGGAUCACAGUGAGUCAUUGCCAGUUGAUAUCAAGCUCCCAUCUUCUGAGCCAGAUGAUGACGAACAUACGGAUUUCGGGUCUACCUAUUUUAGCUACAGUGGAAAUGUAGUCGAUCCUAUACUAAGAAAUUUUCAGCAUUAUGAUCAGAAGCCUCUGCUUACAGCCCAUGACAGUCUAGCGGCUCUGUCAACAGCAAUUCAGUCAUUAAAUCACCUGGCAUCAUAUAAUCAUGACCCAGCGACAACCAGCCAAUCACGGGCGACGAAGAUCAAUAGUGCGAUUCAUUCUGCUUUUGUCAGAUUAGCUUCGUUCAAGACAUAUCCAGGCCGGCUAAACAACAGUAUGGUGUAUGCCGAGACUGGUCUUGCGUCUGAUCCGAAGCUGAACCUUCUAGUCUAUCGUGCGCUGAAUCAUCUUGAACGAAGUCCAUCUGCCCGAGCACCAAGCAUGACCGUCAUCUUGAGAUCAGAACUGGACGGUCUGUUUCGCGAAUUCAACGCCACAUAUCCUGUAUCAGACUGUCACAGCAGCAACAGUAAUCAGACGUUAGAUGAAAUGAAACUCUCGUUCCUGUCACAGUGGUACAUCGCGUUGAAGGAAAGUUCCUACGAACCGAGCUAUCGAGAACUGUUGGAUCGGAAUAUCGAAGCUACUACACAUCACCUGGCAACCUGCUUAGCAUUGUUUGCUCAUCGUGAAUAUAGUCAGACCUCAGGUCGUUUGGAGCGAUUCAGGACAUCUAGUCUGGCCAAUCUAGCCUACGCGCUGUCCCUCAUUGAACCGAAUCUUGAUUCGCUAACCAAAAUACUCGAUAUUGUCCUUCGNAUUCGCUAA
Messenger RNA from Opisthorchis viverrini, 4116 nucleotides. RefSeq lists its product as hypothetical. Bases 1 to 4116 code for a protein of 1371 amino acids. The transcript has a single exon. NCBI's taxonomy places the organism in Eukaryota, Metazoa, Platyhelminthes, Trematoda, Opisthorchiida, Opisthorchiidae. The record is from RefSeq and is a predicted model, not a curated record.